This is a messenger RNA of Mugil cephalus (flathead mullet), 5977 nucleotides long. Its product is annotated as tripartite motif-containing protein 3-like. The coding region runs from base 249 to 2654 and encodes 801 amino acids. The transcript has 15 exons. The record is from RefSeq and is a predicted model, not a curated record. Lineage: Eukaryota; Metazoa; Chordata; Actinopteri; Mugiliformes; Mugilidae. Gene Ontology annotation, biological process: proteasome-mediated ubiquitin-dependent protein catabolic process; protein polyubiquitination; negative regulation of translation. Gene Ontology annotation, molecular function: protein binding; ubiquitin protein ligase activity; zinc ion binding.
CCUCUUCAGCCUUUUACAGCGUGUGUGUGUGUGUGUGUGUUAUGUGGAAAAAGGGCAAGCAAGAGAGGGAAAAGGAAAAAGGAAGAGUGGUCGGCGAGGCUGAGGGGAGCCUGAAUGCGUGAGUCAGGGCGUGUGCUGCUUUUUCUUCACCGCUACAAAUGACUGAGCACAGAGCUGCCAUGAAGCCUUCUAGACUGGCGCGCUCCUCUCCGAUGACAGUGCACUGCUGUCAUUGUCCGUGGCUUUAAAUGUCCUCUGCCAUGGCAAAACGCGAGGCUGGGAGCCCCAGCCCUGUAGUGCGUCAGAUAGACAAACAGUUCCUGGUCUGCAGCAUCUGUCUGGAUCACUACCGAAACCCCAAGGUCCUGCCUUGUCUGCACACCUUCUGUGAAAGUUGUCUCCAGAACUACAUUCCCCCAGAGUCUCUGACGCUUUCGUGUCCAGUGUGUCGGCAGACGUCCAUCCUUCCAGAGAAGGGAGUCGGCGCUCUACAGAACAACUUCUUCAUCACUAAUCUCAUGGAGGUCCUUCAACGAGACCCCGAGUGCUCGCGGCCAGAAGCCUGCAGCGUGUUAGAGUCGGUCAGUGCUGCGGCUGCAGGGAAGCCCCUCUGUUGCCCAAACCACGAGGGAAAGGCAAGAACCCCCCCUUCCUUUUUUUGUGGGUCAUCACAUCUCAAAAAAACUGCCCUGCCUCUUAAGUUUGGAGCAAUUAGUGUAAAAGAAACUGAAUCCUGUUUUCCCAGUGAGGCUCAGAAUGACACAGUUUGUCUCCCUCUGCAGGUCAUGGAGUUCUACUGCGAGUCAUGUGAGACGGCCAUGUGUCUGGACUGCACAGAGGGCGAGCACCGGGAGCAUGUGACCGUCCCUCUGCGGGACGUUGUCGAGCAGCACAAGGCUGCGCUGAAGACGCAGCUGGACGCCAUACGCAGCAGGCUCCCUCAGCUCACAGUGGCCAUCGAGCUGGUGAGCGAGAUUUCUCGACAGCUGAAUGAAAGGAAGACGGAGGCGGUGGCGGAGAUCACCAGUACGUUUGAAGAGCUGGAGCGGGCGCUGCACCAGCGCAAGACGGCCCUCAUCACAGACCUGGAGAACAUCUGCAGCACGAAGCAGAAGGUCCUACAGGCCCAGCUUUCAUCUCUUCUCCAGGGGAAGGAACACAUCCAGAGCAGCUGCAGCUUCACAGAGCAGGCUCUCAGCCACGGGAGUGCCACCGAGGUACUGCUAGUCCAGAAGCAGAUGAGUGAGCGGGUGACAGCGCUGGCCAGGCACGACUUCCCGGAGAAGCCACAUCAGAAUGCGCACCUCAACUGUCAGGUGGAGACCGAAGGUCUGCGGCGCUCCAUCCAGAACCUGGGCGUUCUUCUCACCACAGCAGCUGUGGCCCACACCUCCGUCGCCACGGGAGAGGGCCUCCGCCACGCAGCAACGGGGCAACACCACACCAUUACUGUGACGACAAAGGACAAAGAUGGGGAGCUGGUCCGGACGGGAAACGCGGUUUUGAGAGCAGAGAUAACGUCUGCGGACGGCGGCCGCGCCGCAGAGGCCGAGAUAACGGACAAUAAGAACGGAACGUACGAGGUGGGCUACACGUUACGCUCCGAGGGAGAGUACUCGUUCGCCCUGCUGCUGUACGGGCAGCCGAUACGGGGCAGCCCGUUCCGCCUGCGGGCGGUCAAGCCGUCGGACGUCCCGCCGUCUCCGGAUGACGUGAAGAGGAGGGUGAAGUCCCCCAGCGGGACUGGGGGCCACAUACGGCAGAAGGCGGUGCGGCGGCCUUCCAGCAUGUACAGCACGACCAAGAAGAAGGAGAACCCCAUUGAGGAUGAGCUCAUCUACAGAGUCGGUUCCCGGGGAAGAGAAAAAGGGGAGUUCACAAACCUGCAAGGAAUCUCUGCCUCCAGUAACGGCAGAGUAGUGGUGGCUGACAGCAACAACCAGUGCAUACAGGUGUUCUCCAAUGACGGCCAGUUCAAGAUGCGCUUUGGGGUCAGAGGCCGGUCACCGGGGCAGCUGCAAAGGCCGACGGGGGUCACCGUGGACAUGAACGGUGACAUCGUGGUGGCCGACUACGACAACCGAUGGGUCAGCAUAUUCUCCUCCGACGGCAAGUUUAAGAAUAAGAUCGGUGCAGGUCGGCUCAUGGGUCCCAAAGGUGUUGCCGUGGAUAAGAACGGACACAUCAUCACUGUGGACAACAAGGCCUGCUGUGUGUUCAUCUUUCAAUCCAAUGGGAAGCUCGUGACCAAGUUUGGAGGCAGGGGGACAUCUGACAGGCAGUUUGCAGGUCCGCACUUUGUGGCCGUGAACAACAAGAAUGAAAUCAUAGUGACCGAUUUUCACAAUCACUCGGUGAAGGUUUACAGUGCAGACGGGGAGUUUUUAUUCAAAUUCGGCUCUCACGGAGAAGGCAACGGGCAGUUCAACGCUCCGACUGGCGUGGCAGUGGACACCAAUGGAAACAUCAUCGUAGCUGACUGGGGUAACAGCAGAAUACAGGUGUUCGACAGCACAGGAUCCUUCUUAUCGUACAUUAACACGUCCGCGGACCCCCUGUACGGCCCCCAGGGCCUUGCCCUCACCUCCGAUGGACACGUGGCCGUUGCAGACUCUGGCAAUCACUGCUUCAAAGUUUACAGAUAUCUGCAGUAAAGUGAGGGAUCGUCACCAACUACUGGUUAAAAAAAAAAGAAUAAAUAAUGACACAUACUGCUUGUAGACAUAGAGCUGCGACGUGGCUGCACAAUUUCCAGAGGUCACAUGGCAAAAGUAACUUCCUUAUCAUUCUGUCUGUACAUUAGAAGUUCUAAUAUCAAGAAACUACUAAAACAUUCAUAUAAAAAAACUAAAAUGUGUAAUUAUAAUAUUUUCUAAAAGCCAAAAUAAGCUAAUUGUCCCAAAUGUUAUUUCAAAACCAGUUCUCUCUCUCAGCGAAAAUAAUGCCAACAAACAGAACUCUCUCAAAGCAGCAAUCUCAAACAUUUAUGUGAUUACAGCAAAGGUCGUUCGACACUACAGAUCCCAGAAUCCUGGGGGCAGCUGAACAAACUAUUGUUAUUUCAGUCAUUUCAGCAAUAAUUGGCCUUUUUGUAUCGUCACAUUUAAUGCGAGUUUGUGAACAGCAGGACGCGGUGCAACUGCAGCUCUUCAUGUAACGGCUCACUGUGGCUGCUCCUUCUUCUUGCAUCACACGAGAUCCUCGCUGUCAAAACGUUACAAAAAGAAAAUUUGUAAAUGCAUUGUAAUGAGCGAGAGAGCGGUAGCGUUAAGUGCUAAGCUUACUAAACAUUGCAUUUGCUGUAACUGCUCCGGGAAAACAAAAAACUCAACACGCGCUUUUGCUAUUGAAAUGGUUUUAAUGCGAAGCUGCAGCAGUAGGAAAUGUCCAGUUUGCAACACCAGCAGUCUCUAAACCAACUGGCCAACAGUUUUAGUAUCCUGCAUUCAUAGCCAGAUAUGUGAUGGUAGAGGUGACACUAGCAGCAACUCAAUGAGUCAUUUCUCAUUUUGUCAUAAGGCAGAUAUUGACAUCCGUUAGUAGGCUAUAGGCUUGGUCACCAUGGUAUUACCUCAUAUCAAUAAGGAGAGAUUUAUUUAUUUACGACAUUUAUUGAGGAAACAUGAAUGUGUAAGGUAAUACUUUGGUGGUUAGACUCAGAGUUUGAUGGCAUAUUAGAGGUGAAUCUAAGACGAUGCAGGUAGAUGGGGCAGGACGCCCCUGGGGGGCACUUGUGGUGGAGGAGAGUUCUAACCAUGGAGAGGGGUGCAAAUGAGUGAGAGUUUAAAGCACAGCGACGAGGGAAUGAUUUGCUGGAAGAAGGCGGGCAAAUAGUUUGUGGGAAAAUGGAAGAGAUAAGGGAGUGAAAUAGAGAGUCCACGUCUCAUCAUUCUUAAGAUGGUGAUACACUGCAAUUUUCUGGGCAAUGUAGAUGGGCAACACUCCCAGUAACCAGCAAACCAAUCGGGACACGGGAGCAUGGGUUAUUUUUAGACCCUCUCUUGAUGAGAACAGGAUGUUUUGUGGUAGAAUUAUUAAUGCUCAGGCAUUUCCUUAAAGAGAUAUGCCACUCCUAUGUGAAAUGUAGUCACUUGCCGUAUUCCCCAGAGUUGGAUAAGUGAGAAAAGGUGUUUUUAAAACGGCUCAGGCAUCGUCCUAAUCAGGCGGAGCGACUGUUAGCUUUAGGUUAGCAUAGGUGUUGUAAUGUUGUGUUGUCAGUCAUUCGCAAAAGUGAAAUGUUCCUAAUUACUUCUUGUGACCUGUACAUUCACAUCAAGUUCAAAUGUUACUGCAGUAAACAGGAAGGAAUUGCAGAGGGCAAAUAUAUUCUGCCAGGCACAAAGACACCGCGCAGCACCUGAAAACCCCCAACUCCCAUCAACACACCAGCGUGACUGGUUUUCAGGCGCCGAGAGGAAAUUUGAGUUUAUUUAGGACUAUUGCAAACAACUGGCUAAUUGGCAACACUACAUUACAAAGUUUAUGCUAAGCUAAAGCUAACACAUGUGCUGCUGGAUUAUCACAAUGCCUGGACUGGAGCAAUUAAAAACGUUUUUUUUUUUUCCUUUCUAUUUUCUAUCCAACUCUAGGGAAUACAGUGAGUGACUUAAUUUCACAUAGGGGUGGCGUAUCCCUUUAAACGCAGGCACAUGUCAGUGUGCGCCAAUAAUAAUGUUGUGUCAUCGCCUUGCAGUUUUUAGCUGUAAACACAUCAGAUGCUUAAAAGGAAAAGUUUCUGAAUCUCAUUCUGCAACUCAUCAGACUGACACAAUCCCUACGUGUAGAUUUUUUUUUUAACAAAUUUAACCUUUUCUCUGGAGCCAGAAGAUGAGUAUGAACCUGUACGCAGGUUGUUCGAAGAAGCACAAGAUAACAUCAAAACCAGUCGUCUGAACACUUCGAACUGGUCCAUCUCUUACUAACCAAAACGUCUCAUAUCUGACCCCACUGGUUCUUGCACUUUUGUCUAUUCAUUCUAUACCUUAAGUAAUUGUACAUAUGCAUAUUCAGGUGUAUAUAUGGAUCGGGUGUCACUACAUAGCCUACUUAUUCCAGCACUUAAACAGAAUCAAGGUCAUGCCAAGUAGUGGAACUACAGUAACUUGUAUACACAUUAUUUGCUGUAUCUUAUUAUUAUUAUUUUUUUUCAAAGGAUUUAAUUUAUUUCUAAGUUUCUUUUUCUACAUAAUUUGUUCUACAAAUUAUUUUUCUAAUUGGUGCAUUUGAACUGUAUGUCCUCUUUGCCAAACAUCGUUGUGACCCACAGCACUGAAAGUUUCUUUUCUUUCGCUCUCCUCCUUCAGUUGAACAGUAACUUUUCCUUCUGCCGCUGCCAGCGUAUUGAUGUAAGUUGUCGUUGAACACUGCACAAAAUACAUAUAUUAUAAGAGUUGUAUAGUUUGCAAGAGUAAUAUAUGCCUCUAUGUAUAGUUCUUUUAACAUAAUCAGGAAGUGUACUGUAUAUUAUCAUAUUCCUGUCGUAGCUGACGAGCACUUUCAUCAUAUAUUUUCCAGUAUUUGCAUUCAUUUUCUCUAGUUCAGUGUUUUGAAGCUUGUUUUUUUUUUUUUUUUUUUUUGUCUGUGCGUGUGUGUGGAACACAACACCAGCUAAUACACAGUGACAAAAACUAAAUGUUUCCACAAAAACUGUGUGUCUCCAACAACGGAUCUCUAAUUCACGCCGUCUUUCCAUCUGCAUUAUUACUGGAAGAACGUCCGUGGGAUGACAGACUGUGUUCCUCCAUUAACUGGAUUCCCGUGUUACUACGGUUUUACUAUUAGGUCUCUGCCUUUAACUGUCACUGACAUAUCUGUGUGAAAUAACCGGAGCACAUUAAAAAGAAUAAAUAAAACACGCAUUAAACUAUUUGUGUGUACAGUUGUAUACUACCAGAGGCCACACCUGCAAGACGUAAUCACUACAUUUGUGUUGUCACGGAAAAAGGUAUGACUGUAAAUUAAAGAACGACACCACAAA